Messenger RNA from Eurytemora carolleeae, 977 nucleotides. RefSeq names its product surface protein. The transcript is spliced from 5 exons. The annotation marks the transcript as partial. The record is from RefSeq and is a predicted model, not a curated record. NCBI's taxonomy places the organism in Eukaryota, Metazoa, Arthropoda, Copepoda, Calanoida, Temoridae.
GGAGCACAAAUGUUGCUGUACCGGAUCCGGAUCCAGGGAGCACAAAUGUUGCUGAUCCGGAUCUGGAUCUAGGGAGCACAAAUGUUUCUGAUCCGGAUCCGGAUCUGGUGAGCACAAAUGUUUCUGAUCCGGAUCUGGAUCUAGGGAGCACAAAUGUUGCUGAUCCGGAUCUGGAUCUAGGGAGCACAAAUGUUUCUGAUCCGGAUCCGGAUCUAGUGAGCACAAAUGUUUCUGAUCCGGAUCUGGAUCUAGGGAGCACAAAUGUUGCUGAUCCGGAUCUGGAUCUAGGGAACACAAAUGUAGCUGAUCCAGAUCCGGAUCUAGGGAGCACAAAUGUUGCUGAUCCGGAUCUGGAUCUAGGGAGCACAAAUGAAGCUGAUCCAGAUCCGGAUCUAGUGGCUGAUCCGGAUCUGGAUCUAGGGAACACAAAUGUAGCUGAUCCAGAUCCGGAUCUAGGGAGCACAAAUGUUGCUGAUCCGGAUCUGGAUCUAGGGAGCACAAAUGAAGCUGAUCCAGAUCCGGAUCUAGAACUACAUAUUUAUGACAAUGACACCAUAUUUGCGUACAGAGGUCAGAAUAUGGGAGAUUUGGACCCCCACAUAUACGCCGUCAGGUAUAGUUGGGGUACAGGAGAUACUGAAACACAGGUUGAGCGAAGGGUGUUGGCCAGCUCACCUAUCAUGGAAGCUAUCGGGAAAAAAGGAGAGACGAAGCGUCCUCCGUUUGGAAGUUCUGAACGGAGGAACAGCUGCUCCGUCCUCAACCCAAGGAGUCUGCCUCCGAGGUCGCCCAGGUUUCCCCGGAGUGUCUCCUCCUUGUCCUCGACUAGGUCCCGGAGGUUUCCGGAUAUCCGGCCGGAUCCUGAGAACCUUGAACCUGGAGUGUGUCGGGUUGUUUCUCUCUCCGAGUACCAUAAACGAUACACGUUUCAGGAACACGUCUUUACUCCGAGUCCUAUAAAAAAAUUUACCAUUUAA